Molecule: messenger RNA, 2783 nt
Organism: Aspergillus pseudonomiae
Lineage: Eukaryota; Fungi; Ascomycota; Eurotiomycetes; Eurotiales; Aspergillaceae
Product: F-box domain protein
Exons: 1
Coding region: 191-2392 (733 amino acids)
Biological process (GO): SCF-dependent proteasomal ubiquitin-dependent protein catabolic process
Cellular component (GO): SCF ubiquitin ligase complex
Molecular function (GO): protein binding
Source: RefSeq, a predicted model, not a curated record
CACGAUCUAAAACCCAAAUCACGAGUUGUCCUUGCGCGAGUUUGCGCCCAUCAAUAGAACCUCAUUUUAGUUGACUGUUCACGUUUUACAUUUUCGGAGGUAUUUUUUGAUAAUUCGAUAGUGUUCGGAAGGAAUUCAGAAUACCGGCUGGACUGAAGAGGCUCUGGUAUUUUUAUACACCAGCUACACCAUGGCUGCUACAUGUACCGACAGGAUUACUCCUGUAUCUGGAGUAGCCUCCCCGGUGAGUCCAGCCUCCUCAACAGGUCAGAUACCCUUGGAUCAACCUCCGAAACUUAAAGGGCGACAUAAACUGUUACAAAGCCUCCAACGCAUCUCAUCGAGCCCCAGUCUGAAACGGGGCCGCGCCCAUUCUACUGGCUAUCGCCGAGAUGGAAAAGCUUCAUUGUCCUGUAUCUCGCUGGGACAUUCGGCAUACACUCCUUGUCUCGGUAACGGAAGCUCGUCACAACUCUAUGGUGGAUUGAAUGUGCGCCCAAUGACUUCUGGCCAGGCUGGCCCAGCAGAAGAACAUGAGGGGAAUGUUCGAAUACGCCUUGUUGGGACCGACUCACCAAAUGCCGCUCAAUCAAUAUCAGUCCCCCUGCCAACUGAGCUGAGACCAGGGUCCCUUGGGUCGCCGCUAGGAAGUACCGAUGUGAUCCAGGAAACCGCUGUCAUUCAGCCCGCACCGAAACCCAAGAAGGCCUUUGACUUCUGGGGAAGCAUGCCCGGAGAGCUCAGAAUGCUAAUUUUUAGCUAUCUGACUCCCAGGGAAAUUGUCCGCUGCUCUGUCGUCUCCAAAGCCUGGAACAAGAUGUGCUUUGAUGGGCAGUUGUGGUCUGCAAUUGACACAACAGAUUACUAUCGCGAUAUUCCUAGUGAUGGUCUCGUGAAGAUCAUCGCAUCCGGCGGUCCAUUCGUCCGGGAUCUUAACCUCCGUGGUUGCGUUCAGUUACGAGACAAAUGGAAGUCCGAAGGCAAGCGCAUCACCGACCUGUGCCGGAACGUUGUUAAUUUCUCCCUGGAGGGAUGCCGCAUUGAUAAGACGUCCAUGCACUACUUCCUUCUACGAAAUCCUCGUUUGGAGUACAUCAAUGUCUCGGGGUUGAGCAGUGUAACGAAUUCGGCCAUGAAAAUCAUCGCUCAGUCAUGUCCACAGCUUGAAAUUCUGAAUGUAUCAUGGUGCUCGGGCGUGAAUACAAAUGGGUUGAAGAGAAUCAUCAAGGAAUGCCCGAAGUUGAAAGACCUUGGGGCCAGCGAAAUUCGCGGUUUUGACGAUGAGGAGUUUGCGCUGGAAUUAUUCAAACGAAAUACCUUGGAGCGUCUGAUUAUCAGUCGCACUGAUAUUACUGAUGAGUGUUUAAAGAUUCUCGUGCAUGGUGUUGAUCCGGAAAUGGAUGUGCUUCUCGACCGACCCAUUGUACCUCCUCGGCGAUUGAAACACCUGGACCUGCACCAAUGUAUUGAGCUGACGGAUAAUGGAGUGAAGAGUCUCGCCUACAAUGUUCCCUACCUCGAGGGCCUGCAGCUUUCCCAGUGCCCCGAGCUUAGUGACGACUCUGUUAUCGCUGUUAUCCGUACCACGCCUCGCAUAACCCAUCUCGAGAUUGAGGACAUAGAAAGGCUCACCAACAGCACCCUCCUAGAAAUUGCAAAGGCGCCAUGCGCCGAACACCUCGAACACCUCAAUAUUAGUUACUGUGAAGCCCUCGGCGACCCUGGUAUGCUUCAAGUUAUGAAGAACUGCCACUCUCUCCGCUCUGUUGAGAUGGAUAACACUCGAGUUUCCGACCUUACUUUGAUGGAAGCCAGCUACCGUGUCCGCAGGAGAGGUUACAGUGAAGACCUACCUAGUGUUGGCUUGCGCUUGGUUGUCUUCGACUGCGCCAACGUUACUUGGGCUGGUGUAAAAGAGGUUCUUUCAAGCAAUGCCUAUGUCCCACGUUCUCGCAAGUCGCUACAAGCUACAUCAGCUAUAUCGGUUGUAGCGCAGACCGUCAUACCGAACGAAUCAACAGAUACGAAGACAAUGAUUACAUCCUCUAUCACGCCCCCACCACAGCCUUCGGUAUACCCCAACGAGAUCAUUCAGCUCAAGUGUUUCUAUGGCUGGCAGAUGACCGUGAACGAGCAUAACAAGCGAGUCUUGAGAGGAGAUCUUGCUGCCGCAAACCGUUUAGAUCGGAAAUGGGCUGAUUACAUGAUGGCCACAGAAGAAGCAGGCGCAGCAGGUGCAGGUGCUAGAAGAAGACGUCGUCGGGCCCGUGAAGCCGAGAGAAUCUACAAUGCAGACGACGAAGGUGAUGACACCUAUGGUGUCGGGGGCAUCUCCGCCCUUGGGGGAAGACGCAGGAGAGCACACAGUGGUAGUUCCUGUCUUGUCAUGUGAGAAAGUCAUUCUUUACUUUUCUUCUUUUCCUUAGUUCACUUUGAACACAAAGGAUCCACAGACAUGCCUGUGAAGAUGUUUCUGUGUGUGAAAACCUACUCCUUCCAGUUACGGGGUUCUGGAAACCUUGUUGAAUGUGUCUACCAUCGUGCUUUUCAACUAAAAAUUGGCAGCCGAGCAAUGCUGGCCAUGUGGUGAACUGAAUUGCAUAUCUCCGGCACAGAGUAUGCCCUGAGACAUGAAUUGAUGAAUCUGUGUGAGCAGUUGGAUAAGUAUGCUUAUCUACGCUGAAAGUUUAGUCCAUAGCGAACUUGUUUCGUACUGGCUUUCUCUCUCCCGCACCGGCCCUAUGGCAUCCACACAACCAUACUUUUUGACUGGCUUGGUGUAC